This is a messenger RNA of Monoraphidium neglectum, 459 nucleotides long. RefSeq names its product NADH dehydrogenase I subunit G. NCBI's taxonomy places the organism in Eukaryota, Viridiplantae, Chlorophyta, Chlorophyceae, Sphaeropleales, Selenastraceae. The record is from RefSeq and is a predicted model, not a curated record. The transcript has 4 exons. The coding region runs from base 1 to 459 and encodes 152 amino acids. Gene Ontology annotation, molecular function: 4 iron, 4 sulfur cluster binding.
AUGGGCCCCGCCAGCGCGACGCCCGCUGCGCCCGCUGCUGGCGAGGACGCAUCCAAGCUGUCCCAUGUGCAGCAGGUUCAGAACGAACUGGGCAAGCAGCAGGGCCGCAAGCUCAUGGUGGCGCAGACCGCCCCCGCGGUGCGCGUUGCCAUCGCCGAGACCCUGGGCCUGCCCCCGGGUGCCGUCAAGCCCGGGCAGCUUGUCACAGGCCUCAAGAUGCUGGGCUUUGACUACGUGUUUGACACCCUAUUUGGCGCCGACCUGACCAUUGUGGAGGAGGGCACCGAGCUGCUGCACCGCCUGGAGGCCAAGGCGGCGGAGGCCGCGGGCAAGCUCACGCCCGCCGAGGACGGCCACGCGGUGAGCUCCAUCCUGCCUAUGUUCACGUCCUGCUGCCCCGGAUGGGUGUCCAUGGUCGAGAAGUCCAACCCAGAGCUCAUCCCCUACCUAUCAAGGUAG